AAGAAGAGAGAGACACGCAUACAAGAGGAUUUAUUUCCUAUUCGUUAGUGGAUUGUUAAACCCGAGUGGGAAGGAGAAAGAAACAAGGGUGGGUUGUUUUAUUUUGUUCAUAAUUUUUUUCUAAAAAAAGAAAAAAAAAAUCCCUUAAGUGGAUUUGCACCAGGGUGGAAGAUAACUGGGGAUUUUUGUUGUUUGUUUUGGGAAUAGAAACUAAAAAAUGGAGACUGUAAGUAGAAGCAGCUUCCAGCCUCAUCCAGGACUGCAGAAGACCUUGGAACAGUUUCAUCUGAGCUCUAUGAGCUCCCUGGGUGGCCCUGCCGCUUUCUCAGCACGAUGGGCACAGGAGAUGUACAAGAAAGACAAUGGCAAAGACCCAGCGGAACCUGUACUGCAUCUGCCCCCUAUCCAGCCUCCUCCGGUAAUGCCUGGUCCCUUCUUCAUGCCCUCGGACAGAUCCACAGAGAGGUGCGAGACCAUCCUGGAAGGGGAAACCAUCUCCUGCUUCGUGGUGGGUGGAGAAAAGCGGCUUUGCUUGCCCCAGAUCCUGAACUCAGUGCUCAGGGACUUCUCCCUGCAGCAGAUUAAUUCGGUGUGCGAUGAGCUACAUAUUUACUGCUCCAGAUGCACAGCUGACCAGCUGGAAAUCCUCAAAGUCAUGGGCAUCCUGCCCUUCUCCGCUCCUUCCUGCGGGCUCAUCACUAAAACUGAUGCUGAGAGGCUUUGUAACGCCUUGCUUUAUGGUGGCACCUAUCCUCCCCACUGCAAGAAGGAAUUCUCUAGCACGAUUGAGCUGGAGCUUACGGAGAAGAGCUUCAAGGUGUACCAUGAGUGCUUUGGGAAGUGUAAGGGACUCUUGGUGCCAGAGCUUUACAGUAACCCCAGCGCAGCCUGCAUCCAGUGCUUGGACUGCAGGCUUAUGUACCCACCUCACAAAUUUGUGGUCCACUCUCACAAAUCUCUGGAAAACAGGACUUGCCACUGGGGCUUUGACUCUGCAAACUGGAGAUCCUAUAUCCUCCUCAGCCAGGAUUACACUGGGAAAGAGGAGAAAGCUAGACUGGGCCAGCUCUUAGAUGAAAUGAAAGAAAAAUUUGACUAUAACAACAAAUACAAGAGGAAAGCCCCCAGGGUAA
Mesitornis unicolor (brown roatelo) is the source of this 1133-nucleotide messenger RNA. Its product is annotated as ski oncogene. Gene Ontology annotation, biological process: negative regulation of BMP signaling pathway. The transcript has a single exon. Gene Ontology annotation, cellular component: nucleus. The annotation marks the transcript as partial. Gene Ontology annotation, molecular function: SMAD binding; DNA-binding transcription factor activity, RNA polymerase II-specific; RNA polymerase II cis-regulatory region sequence-specific DNA binding. The record is from RefSeq and is a predicted model, not a curated record. Lineage: Eukaryota; Metazoa; Chordata; Aves; Mesitornithiformes; Mesitornithidae.